This is a messenger RNA of Paralichthys olivaceus (Japanese flounder), 4257 nucleotides long. The record is from RefSeq and is a predicted model, not a curated record. NCBI's taxonomy places the organism in Eukaryota, Metazoa, Chordata, Actinopteri, Pleuronectiformes, Paralichthyidae.
AGGGUUGAGAUAGACAACAGACUGUGCAGGACGAGUGAGUCACGCUGUGGAGGAGAGGAGAUCGUUCAGGAUGCCGGAGCCAGUCAAAAAAAAUGUUUCAGCAUUUGCCAAGAAACCAAAGACUCAGGAGGCAGAGGAGGGGUCCUCUGUGGUGUUUGAAGCAGAGACCGAGAAGCCUGAUGCUAAAGUAAAAUGGCAGUGCAACUCAAAGGACAUCUCAAGCGGCGACAAAUUCAUAAUCACAGCCGACGGAAACAAGCACUCCAUCACUAUAAAAUAUAUAACCAAGGAGGACGCCAAUGUCUAUGCAGUGAUUGCUGGGGGGUCAAAGGUCAAGUUUGAGCUGAAGGUCCUAUCAAAGCCAGCUCCAGCUGGGGCCACUACUGAUGCACCUGGAAAGACAAUUGUCGAACCAGAACAGGCCCCUGCUCCUCCUGCAGCAGCACCCGACGGGACAGAGACCACGCCACCAGCUAACGAUGCCCCUCUGGCAAACGCUGCUCCGCCUGCAAAUGACGCUGCACCAGCCAAUGACGCUCCUCAAGCUGAGGACGAACAGACUCCAGACACCAGACAGGACCUGAUUGGACUCUUCACAGAGAAACCUCAGAGCGGAGAAGUCACUGUAGGUGGAAACAUCACAUUUGUGGCUAAAGUGAACGCUGGGUCAUUGCUGAAGAAACCAACUGUUAAAUGGUUCAAAGGGAAGUGGAUGGACCUCGCCAGCAAGUCUGGAAAACACCUGCAGCUGAAGGAAACGUGCGACCGCAACACUAAGGUCUACACAUUUGAGAUGCUCAUCAUCGCAGCCAAGGCAAACUUUGCCGGAGGUUACAGAUGUGAGGUUUCAUCCAGGGACAAGUUUGACAGCUGCAAUUUUGAAUUGAGUGUACAUGAGGCGAAUGCUGUUGAGGGAUUUGACAUAAGAACAGCAUUUAGGCGCACUAGCACUGAUGGAAAAGAAGACUCAGGAGAGCUGGACUUCAGCACCUUAUUAAAGAAGAGAGACAGUUUCUUAAAAUCCUCAAAUCGAGCCGUGCAGGUGAACACGGAGCCUGACCUGGACGUGUGGAAUAUUCUCAGCCAGGCUCCUGCCUCAGAAUUUGAGAAGAUUGCUUUUCAGUACGGCAUCACCGACCUGAGGGGCAUGCUGAAGCGACUGAAGAAGAUGAAAAAAGAAGAGAAGAAAAGUGCAGCUUUCCAGAAAAAGUUGGAUCCUGCCUACCAAGUGACAAAGGGGCACAAAAUAAAACUUGCAGUGGAGGUCGCCAAUUCAGAUGUUGAUGUGAAAUGGCUGAAGAACGGGCAGGAAAUCCAUCCGACUGGAAGCAAGUACAUAUUUGAGAGUGUUGGCAACAUGCGCUACCUCACCAUCAACCACUGCUCGCUGGCAGAUGAUGCUGCGUAUUGCUGUGUGGUGGGGGAGGAGAAGAGCACCACCGAGCUCUUUGUUAAAGAGCCUCCAAUUCUGAUCGUGAAGAAUCUUGAGGAUCAGAUGGUCAUGAAUGGUGAGCGGGUGGAGUUGGAGUGUGAAGUCUCAGAAGAAGGAGCCAAUGUUAAAUGGGAGAAAGACGGUGUGGAACUGACGAGAGACGAGUCCUUCAAGUAUCGCUUCAAGAAAGAUGGCUGCAAACACAUUCUGAUCAUUAACGAGGCCUCCAAGGAAGACUGUGGCCACUACAAGGUUAAAACAAACGGCGGAGAGUCGAUGGCUGAACUCAUGGUGCAGGAGAAAGAGCUGGAGGUCUACCAGAGCAUCGCAGACCUCACGGUGAAGGCCAAGGAUGAGGCGGUUUUCAAGUGUGAGGUGUCGGAUGAGAACGUGAGGGGGACCUGGUUUAAAAAUGGUAAAGAGGUCAAGCCUGACGCCAGAAUAAAUAUCACACAUAUCGGAAGGAUCCACAAACUGACCAUUGACGAGGUAAAACCAGAGGAUGAGGGGGACUACACUUUUGUGCCAGAUGGCUACGCUUUCAACCUUUCUGCCAAACUCAAUUUCUUGGAGGUGAAGAUCGAUUACGUGCCGCGCCAAGAUCCUCCCAAGAUCCACCUGGAUUGUAUGGGUCGUACCGCUGAGUCAACCAUCGUGGUGGUGGCUGGAAACAAACUGCGUCUGGACGUCCCCAUCACUGGCGACCCUGCACCCACAGUGGUCUGGACCAAAGGAGAGAAGGUCCUCACAGAGGGAGACAGCAGGGUCCAUGUUGAUACCACUAAAGGCCACUGUGUCUUCACCAUUGAGGGGGCUGAGCGUCAGGACGAGGGCAUCUACUCUGUUGUGGUCCGAAACCCUGCAGGGGAGGACACUGCAGAUAUCAAUGUGAAAGUUGUUGAUGUUCCAGAUCCUCCCCAGGCUCCCAGAAUCCUCAGCGUGGGAGAGGACUCGUGUGUUGUUCAGUGGGAUCCCCCUGCUUUUGAUGGUGGACAGCCAAUCAUUGGCUAUGUGCUGGAGAGAAAGAAGACAAAGGGCUACAGGUGGAUGAGGCUGAACUUUGACCCAUACCCUGAAACCACCUAUGAAGCCAAGAGGAUGAUAGAAGGAAUGCCGUAUGAAAUGCGAGUGUAUGCCGUCAACAGCAUCGGCAUGUCUCGUCACAGUCUGGCCUCACAGCCGUUUGUGCCAGUGGCCCCCACGAGUGAGCCCAUCGGACUAUGUGUUGACGACAUCAGUGACACUUCUAUAUCGCUGAAGUGGCGGCCGCCUGAGAGGAUCGGCUCGGCUGAACUCGAGGGUUAUGGGGUUGAGUACUGCAAGGAGGGCACUGAUGAGUGGAUACCAGCCAUGGAGGGUCUGACUGACAGGACAUCACUGAUCGUCAGGGGUCUCACCACCGGGGACAAGCUGCAGUUCCGUGUUCGAGCCUUCAACAUGGCGGGACCCAGCGCUCCCUCCACCCUGGCUAAUCCCGUCACCAUCAGAGAGAUUAUGCAGCGCCCCAAAAUUUGGCUUCCCAGAAAUCUCCGCCAGACUCUCAUCAAGAAAGUUGGAGACACAGUCAACCUUAUGAUUCCAUUCCAGGGGAAGCCAAGGCCAAAGGUUACAUGGAGCAAAGACGGGGAGCCUCUAAAUGCUACAUUCGCUAAUGUGAGGAACAGCGACCUAGACACGAUCCUCUUCAUCCGCAAGACGGAGAGAAAACACUCGGGGAAGUAUGAUCUCCACGUGCAGAUUGAAAACGUGGAAGACACAGCAAGUAUCAAUCUGCAGAUUGUUGAUCUCCCCGGGCCUCCUGAGGCUCUGAAGAUCAUGGAUAUCUGGGGCUUCAAUGUGGCGCUUGAGUGGAAACCGCCUAAAGAUGAUGGUAACUGUGAAAUCACUGGUUACACUGUUCAGAAAGCUGACAAGAAAACCAUGGAGUGGUUUACAGUCUUCGAUCAGUACAGGCGAACAAACUGCAUUGCGUCUGACCUCAUCAUGGGGAAUGAGUACAUCUUCCGCGCCUUUGCCAACAACCUGGUGGGCCUCAGCUCCGAGGCCUGCGAAACAAAGGACAGCGCUUACAUCCAGAAAACAGGUAUCGAGUACAAGCCGCCCAGCUACAAGGACCCUGACUUCACAGAGGCUCCCAAAUUCACACAUCCUCUAGUGAACCGUUCUGUCAUUGCGGGAUACAACGCAACGCUCAGCUGCUCAGUCAGAGGCAUACCAAAGCCCAAAGUGACCUGGUACAAAAACAAGAUGGACAUCACCAAUGAAGCCAAGUACCGAAUGCUCAGUAAGCAAGGCAUCCUGACACUGGAGAUACGUAAGCCCUGUACCUUCGACGGAGGGGUGUAUACGUGCAAAGCUGUCAACAACAGCGGAGAGGACGUAGUGGAGUGUAAACUGGAGGUUCGCCCUCAAAUUGCUAAAGAAGAAAAGAAGGCUGAAAGUAAAGAGGCUUGAGCUGCCGACUGAGGAGAAGGUCGAUCUGUUUCCAGCAAGUUGACUCCUGAACGUCGUCUGUUUUGUGUCAUGAGAAACUUUUCACCAGUGUCUUCACCUGUUUGUGUUUGCACCACAUCUCUCAUCUUCAACAUCCUGCAUUAAGUCAUCCUCACUGUUAUGUUCCCAUUAUGUGAACCACUGACUGGGCUCAUGGUGAAAGUAUUUAUGUAUUAUUUAAAAAAAAAAAAGAAGAAAACUAUGGUUUGUCACUUGAUUUCUCUGUCAUUUCAAAAACUAGAUCGAGUAAAUACUGUGUAGAAAUAUGGAUAAUAGACAACGGCAAUGUUAAUGAGUUGUCAUCCUUGGAUUAUGUUUGUGUGAUUGAUUGA